This is a messenger RNA of Trametes versicolor FP-101664 SS1, 867 nucleotides long. RefSeq names its product RNase P/MRP p29 subunit. The transcript is spliced from 5 exons. Gene Ontology annotation, molecular function: ribonuclease P RNA binding. The coding region runs from base 1 to 867 and encodes 288 amino acids. Gene Ontology annotation, cellular component: ribonuclease P complex; ribonuclease MRP complex. NCBI's taxonomy places the organism in Eukaryota, Fungi, Basidiomycota, Agaricomycetes, Polyporales, Polyporaceae. The record is from RefSeq and is a predicted model, not a curated record. Gene Ontology annotation, biological process: rRNA processing; tRNA 5'-leader removal.
AUGGCCUUUAUGUCUUACCGCGCAGCUGAUGGCGCGCGCAAGGACGUCUACGCAGAAUUGCCGCUCAUCAACAACGAACGGUUGAAAUUCGACAGCACAACGCCGUUCAUCCCUGAUUACGUCAAGCGCAAUGUCACUGGUUCCACAAACCCCGCGCACGCAUACGCGAGUCGUGUCGAAGGUCGCCAGAUCCUCCUCGACAACCCCGCGCGGGAGAGCAAAGCCAAGAAGGCGCGCGAAGAACAGCGCGCGAAACGAGUGUCUGAGCGUGCCCGCAGGGCAGCUGGGGUGAUCAGCAAGAAGGAGGGACAACAAAAGGGGCUAUGGAGGUUGCGGAAGGAGGAAACCAAAUACCAAUUGUUCCUACCGCUGCACUCCCUCUGGUUGGGCUACAUGUCGGAACUGCUCUCUUUGUCGGUACAACCUGCGACAAUUCCCGAAAAUGCGGCUGCGGCAAUGCCCAGCGCCGCUGGGAUGCACUCAAAACUCCUCAAGGCAGACUUCCACGGUGCCGUGCUGACCGUUCGGCAGAGCAAGAAUCCGUGUCUGGUCGGACUCUCCGGGAUCGUUGUUCAUGAAACAGAAAACGCGUUCAAGAUGAUCACCCAGAAGGAUCAGCUCAAGCUGAUUCCUAAGCAGAACAGUAUUUUUGCGUUCGCCGUCCCAUUAUACGCCACAUCGCUGCACGCCACGCCGCUGCACGCCACGCCUGCACUGCCUUCGCCGUCGUCAUCGACGCCGCAACCGCCUCGCACGGUACUCGACAUGCCCCACAUCGAGUUCGAGCUCUACGGGAACCACUUCUGCUUCCGCGCCGCGGAACGUGCUGGCCGAAAGUUCAAACACAAAGAGACGAUAGAACUUUGA